Colletotrichum paranaense is the source of this 1779-nucleotide messenger RNA. Its product is annotated as glycosyl hydrolase family 47. NCBI's taxonomy places the organism in Eukaryota, Fungi, Ascomycota, Sordariomycetes, Glomerellales, Glomerellaceae. Gene Ontology annotation, biological process: carbohydrate metabolic process; mannose trimming involved in glycoprotein ERAD pathway. Gene Ontology annotation, cellular component: membrane; endoplasmic reticulum. The coding region runs from base 1 to 1779 and encodes 592 amino acids. Gene Ontology annotation, molecular function: calcium ion binding; mannosyl-oligosaccharide 1,2-alpha-mannosidase activity. The record is from RefSeq and is a predicted model, not a curated record. The transcript is spliced from 6 exons.
AUGGCCACCUCACCGAACCGACGAAGUCGGCACUCACCCACACGACCCAAGGCCGCUGGUUCGGCCGGUCAUGACCCUCGGAUUUCUUUGCACUUGUCCAGCAAGAGAAAGAAUUCAUUGAGACGGAGGAUACGUAAUGUCUUCAUUGGCAUAGUUGUCUCCGCAGUUCUUAUCGCAUGCCUUAGAGGAUAUUUCUCUGGUGAUGCUCUGGGAUACAUGCAGUACAGCCCACAAGCCCAAUUCGUCGACUGGUAUGACAGAAGAGAGGAAGUGAGAGAUGCGUUUCUGACGAGCUGGAAUGCUUACAAGAAACACGCAUGGGGUAACGAUGUCUUUCAUCCUAUGUCCAAGAGAGGAGAAAACAUGUCUCCCAAGGGCCUAGGCUGGAUCAUCGUCGACAGCUUGGACACAAUGAUGCUCAUGAAUUUGACUCAGCCCCUCGCUGAUGCCAGGAGAUGGCUGCACCGCAGCCUCACUUGGGACCAAGACCAAGACGUAAACACCUUUGAGACCACGAUCCGUAUGCUGGGCGGCCUUCUAUCGGCACACUAUCUCUCAACCCAGCUGCCGCAUGCCGCAUCCAAAAGAGACUCUGUCUAUCUCUCGAAGGCGAUCGACCUGGCGGACCGGCUCCUGGUGGCGUUUGACUCCAACUCUGGGAUCCCGUUUGCGAGCGUCAAUAUCGGCAAGAGGGAGGGCAUCGCCUCGCAUGCGGAUGGUGGGGCUUCGUCCACGGCUGAGGCUGCGACUGUACAGCUUGAGAUGAAGUAUCUUUCCCACUUGACUGGAAAUGACGUUUACUGGAAAAAAGCAGAGCGCGUCAUGAAGGUGCUGGAUGACCAGAAGAUGGAGGGUGGACUACUUCCCAUCUUUGUGCAUCCGAGUCACGGACAGUUCACGACGAGGGAGAUUCGGCUCGGAAGUCGAGGUGACUCGUACUAUGAGUAUCUUGCGAAGCAGUACCUCCAAACAGGCGAACGCAUCUACCGCGACAUGUGGGAUGACGCCUUGGGCGGCAUCGCGAGACACCUCGUCACGACAACGCUGAACGCAGCACUGAAGUUCGUUGCAGAGCUUCCGACCGGCGUGGGAGGACCGCUAUCUCCCAAGAUGGACCAUCUCGUCUGCUUUCUUCCAGGCACAAUCGCCAUGGCUGCAACAGAAGGACGGCCUCUUGCGGAAGCCCGUCGUGACCCGGGCUGGACGGCUCAGCAUGAAGACGACAUCGAACUCUCGAUCGAGAUCAUGAACACCUGCUGGGGCAUGUAUGUCGUCACAGAAACUGGUCUCGCCCCCGAGAUUACGUGGUUCAACGCCACAGAAGCAGACUUACAGCCCGGACCUGGCGACAGGUGGUUACGUAAAGAAAGCAGUGUACUGUCGAGGUGGAAAAAGGACUUCAUUAUCAAGCCCCUCGACGCUCACAACCUGCAAAGACCCGAGACGGUAGAGAGUCUGUUCAUGAUGUACCGCAUCACUGGCAAUGCCAUGUACCGAGAAUGGGGCUGGAAGAUUUUCCAAUCGUUCCAGAAGCAUACUUUGGUGCCCGACGGAGAGGGGUAUACUAGUAUGAAUGAUGUACGGACGGUGCCCGCUUCGACGAGGGAUAAUAUGGAGAGUUUCUGGCUGGCUGAGACUCUGAAGUAUUUAUACUUGCUGUUCUCGCCGACGGACUACAUGCCAUUAACAGAGGUCGUCUUCAACACAGAGGCUCAUCCUUUUCCAAGGUUUACGCCAAGGAGUUCUUUAAAGACUGGCUGGGAAAGGCUGCCGCGAUGA